Trypanosoma grayi is the source of this 276-nucleotide messenger RNA. RefSeq lists its product as hypothetical. Bases 1 to 276 code for a protein of 91 amino acids. Gene Ontology annotation, biological process: antibiotic biosynthetic process. Lineage: Eukaryota; Euglenozoa; Kinetoplastea; Trypanosomatida; Trypanosomatidae. The transcript has a single exon. The record is from RefSeq and is a predicted model, not a curated record. Gene Ontology annotation, molecular function: hydrolase activity.
AUGUCAUCUUUGAGCGUCUCUGGGAACAAAAUCACAGAAGAUCUGGACAGUACGCAGGCGAGCUCGAUGCGGCAACUGUACGACAUGCAAGACCCGGACACCAUGUACUUCGCCAUCCCAGGGGGCGAGAGCGGCAACCCGUACUCGGAGUACUACCAGAACCUGCUGGAUAAGUUCGCCAAGCGUGACUACGUGAAGGUGGCAGCCUCAGUGGGCGCCGUCAACGAAAUGCUGGAGGGCGGCCGAGCCAGGCACCACCAAGUACUUUCCCCAUGA